This is a messenger RNA of Prunus armeniaca (apricot), 189 nucleotides long. Lineage: Eukaryota; Viridiplantae; Streptophyta; Magnoliopsida; Rosales; Rosaceae. The record is from the annotation of a GenBank genome assembly.
AUGGAAAUGAUCCCUUCUAUGCCAUUGGAGAUGGAGACAUCGAGAUGCUCUGUUAUGACUUGCUCCAUAUGCAGAGCGGUCGAAGAUGCGGUUGUGGAAGAGGAUGAAGUAGAAGGGGAUGCAGCAGAUGAGGUAGUGACAGACAUCAUGGAUCAGGCAGGUGGAGCUGUUGAGAACGUGGCUGAUUAG